Molecule: messenger RNA, 1700 nt
Organism: Lynx canadensis (Canada lynx)
Lineage: Eukaryota; Metazoa; Chordata; Mammalia; Carnivora; Felidae
Gene: HS3ST1
Product: heparan sulfate-glucosamine 3-sulfotransferase 1
Exons: 2
Coding region: 376-1335 (319 amino acids)
Molecular function (GO): [heparan sulfate]-glucosamine 3-sulfotransferase activity
Source: RefSeq, a predicted model, not a curated record
CCCUCCUCCUGCUCCUGCUCCUCCUCCCGCUCCUCCCCUCCGCGGGACUGAUCGCCGAGCCUCCCGCCUGCAAAGUCCCCGGCGCGCCGGCAGCUACCAGCCGCCGUCUCUGCUGGAUCUCCGUGGGUGCCUGCGCCCCAGCCUCGUCCGCCUGCCCCGAGGCGCCCCCCUCCCUCCCGGCUCGCUCCGCCGGCCGCCGGUGCUCCGCGGCGCUGCCCAUGGCCCAGCCCGAGAGCCGACUUCGGGCGCCGGACCGGCUGGACCGCGGCGCAGCUCAGUGACCGGCGGCCCGCGACACCCAUGUGUCACUGAUCGGGAGGCUCUCCCCGCGGCAGCGCUUCAUGACCCAGCGGCGCCCGGCCCAGUGAAGCCACCAUGGUGUCCAGCACAGCGGCGCUGCUCCUGGGCGCCGUGCUCCUGGUGGCCCAGCUGCAGCCCGUGCCUUCCCGCCCUGCCGCCGCCGCCGCCGCGCCCGGGGCCGAGCCGGGCCAGCCGGAGCUGCCGCGCAGAGCGGCCACCGUCCAGGGCGACGGCCGGGACGGCGCGCCCCCCAACGGCUCGGCGCAGCAGCUGCCGCAGACCAUCAUCAUCGGCGUGCGCAAGGGCGGCACGCGCGCGCUGCUGGAGAUGCUCAGCCUGCACCCCGACGUGGCGGCCGCCGAGAACGAGGUCCACUUCUUCGACUGGGAGGAGCACUACAGCCAAGGCCUGGGCUGGUACCGGGGCCAGAUGCCCUUCUCGUCCCCGCAGCAGCUCACGGUGGAGAAGACCCCCGCGUACUUCACGUCGCCCAAAGUGCCUGAGCGCGUCCACAGCAUGAACCCGGGCAUCCGGCUGCUGCUCAUCCUGCGCGACCCGUCCGAGCGCGUGCUGUCCGACUACACCCAAGUGUUCUACAACCACGUGCAGAAGCGCAAGCCCUACCCGUCCAUCGAGGAGUUCCUGGUGCGCGACGGCCGGCUCAACGUGGGCUACAAGGCGCUCAACCGCAGCCUCUACCACGUGCACCUGCACAACUGGCUGCGCUUCUUCCCGCUGCGCCGCAUCCACGUCGUCGACGGCGACCGCCUCAUCAGGGACCCCUUCCCCGAGAUCCAGAAGGUCGAGCGGUUCCUGAAGCUGUCGCCGCAGAUCAACGCCUCGAACUUCUACUUUAACAAAACCAAGGGCUUUUACUGCCUGCGGGACGGCGGCCGGGACCGCUGCUUGCACGAGUCCAAAGGCCGGGCGCACCCCCGAGUGGACCCCAGACUCCUCAGUCAACUGCACGAAUACUUUCACGAGCCAAAUAAGAAAUUCUUCGAGCUUGUCGGCCGGACAUUUGACUGGCACUGAUUAGCAAUAAAGUGAGGCGCGGGACCUUUCCCGUUGUAAGUUCUGGUGUACGUCUGGGGGAGAGAGAGAGAAAGAAGAAUUUUAAAAGGGCAUUUAAGCUAUAAUUUAUUUGUAAAGUCCAUAAAUUACUUCUGUACAGUAUUAGAUUCACAAUUGCCAUAUAUACUAGUUAUAUUUUUCUACUUGGUAAAUUGAGGGCAUUUUGUAUUGUUUUUCAUGGUUGUUAACAUUGUGUAAUAUGUCUCUAUAUGAAGGAACUAAACUAUUUCACUGCAAAAAAAAAAAAAAGCAACAAAAAAAAAAAAACCACAGAAAUCUGGAGACCCUGUCUUUUUUGAAUAUGAUUAACUUGCCCCGACUCAAAA